Molecule: messenger RNA, 3453 nt
Organism: Nannospalax galili (Upper Galilee mountains blind mole rat)
Lineage: Eukaryota; Metazoa; Chordata; Mammalia; Rodentia; Spalacidae
Product: zinc finger protein 182
Exons: 7
Coding region: 777-2495 (572 amino acids)
Biological process (GO): regulation of transcription by RNA polymerase II
Molecular function (GO): DNA-binding transcription factor activity, RNA polymerase II-specific; RNA polymerase II cis-regulatory region sequence-specific DNA binding
Source: RefSeq, a predicted model, not a curated record
UGCGGUUGCGGGGCGAGCGCUGGGAGUGGCGAGCUGAGUGAUGGGAAGUUCUGGGGGAUGAGGGAAGGGAAGUUUGUGAGUGUCAUUGAUGUGAGAGAUAGGAGGGUUGAUGGGGGCUCGAGAGGUCAGUGAAUUCGAGUCUGUGGACAAAGUUAUGGGGCUGGUUAGGAUUGAGUGGGUUUUAUUAAACUCUGGCACAUUUUCCAGCACAGCGGCCUGCACAAAGGGUUCAUGCGCAUCCCUCACCCGCAUCUUUAGUCGCGAGCCACCUCGCCCUCUCUUCUGACAGUUCAUCCUAGCCCCGAGGCAGGAACCUGGGUUGCACCAAUACCUAAAAGCGUCUUUGGAGCACCUGAGCGAGACGACCCCAGUGAGCUCAACUUUCAUAUAUCUGUCUUCCAAGAAGAACUGGAAAUGGCCAAACCUCAAGCUAUCCUAGAAGUUGAUAUACAGCCCAGGCUGGCCUCAAAUUUGUGGAUCCUCCUGACUUCACCUCCUGGGCAUUGAGAUUGCAGGUGUGUACCAUCACACCUGGCCCUCUGGUGAACUAGUGACAUUUGAGGAUGUGGCUGUGGAUUUCACCCAGGAGGAGUGGCAGUACCUGAACCCGCCACAGAGGACCCUUUACAGAAAUGUGAUGCUUGAGACCUACAGCAACUUGGUCUCUUUGGGCUCUGAAGACCAAGGAGGUAUCUAUCAUUGCUCAUCUCCAGAUCAACAGGUUACUAAACCAGACCUCAUCCUCAAGCUGGAGGUGGAAGAGCUGGGCCCAGACAAUGGGAAAAUUCCAAUUUGGAACUUUCCAGACUUGGAAUCAGCAACCUCUGCAAAGGUCUCUGGUUCCUGUGAGAACAGCAUCUAAAGAAGUCUCCCAAGUUGAUGAACAGUUUGAGAGGCAGCACCAGGAUACCCAAGAUAAGUAUCUAUUGAUGCAAGUUGGAUUUCCUGACAACAGAAUAAUUACCACCAAGAGUGGCCAGGACUGUACUGAAUUUGGAGAUAAAUUUCAUCUGAGUACAAGCCUUGUUGUUCCAAUGCAAAGAUCCCAUAAAUUUGAAUCAUUUGGAAAUAAUAUGGUAGACAAUUUAGAAUUAUUUAUAAGAAGCUCUGCAGAAAAUAAACAUGAUAAUGAAUGUGCAAAAUUUUUCUUCCAUGCUGAAUAUGAAAAACCUAAUUUUAUUGUUAAACCCUAUGGAUAUAAAGAAUAUGAGAAAGCCCUCAGGCAAAAGAAAGGUCUUAGUCUUCAUCAGAGAAUUAAAAAUGGAGAGAAGCCUUUUGAAUGUACUGCAUGUCAGAAAACCUUCAGCAAGAAGUCACACCUCAUUGUACACUGGAGAACUCAUACAGGAGAGAAACCAUUUGGAUGUACUGAAUGUGGGAAAGCCUUUAGCCAAAAGUCUCAGCUCAUCAUACACCUCAGAACUCAUACAGGAGAGAGGCCCUUUGCAUGUCCAGAAUGUGGCAAAGCCUUCAGAGAAAAGUCAACUGUCAUCAUACAUUACAGAACUCAUACAGGAGAGAAACCUUAUGAAUGUAAUGAAUGUGGAAAAGCCUUCACUCAGAAGUCAAACCUCAUCGUCCAUCAGAAAACCCACACAGGAGAGAAAACCUAUGAGUGUACUAAGUGUGGGGAAUCUUUCAUUCAAAAAGUUGACCUAAUUAUACACCAUAGUACUCACACAGGAAAGAAACCCCAUGAAUGUAAUGAGUGUAAGAAAACAUUUAGUGAUAAGUCAACACUCAUUAUACAUCAGAGAACUCACACAGGAGAGAAACCUCAUAAAUGUACUGAAUGUGGGAAGUCUUUCAAUGAGAAGUCAACCCUCAUUGUGCACCAGAGGACACAUACUGGAGAGAAGCCCUAUGAGUGUGAUGUGUGUGGAAAAACUUUCACCCAAAAAUCAAAUCUGGGUGUGCAUCAGAGGACUCAUUCAGGAGAGAAGCCAUUUGAGUGUAAUGAAUGUGAGAAAGCCUUCUCUCAGAAAUCCUAUCUCAUGCUACAUCAGCGGGGCCACACUGGAGAGAAACCCUAUGAGUGCAAUGAAUGUGAAAAAGCAUUUUCCCAGAAAUCCUAUCUCAUUAUACAUCAAAGAACUCAUACAGAAGUAAAACCCUAUAAGUGUAAUGAGUGUGGAAAGGCCUUUCGAGAAAAGUCAAAGCUCAUUAUCCAUCAGAGAAUUCACACAGGAGAAAAACCUUAUGAAUGCCUUGUGUGUUGGAAAGCUUUCAGCCAGAAAUCACAGCUCAUCAUCCAUCAGAGAACACACACAGGUGAGAAGCCCUAUGCAUGCACAGAAUGUAGCAAAGCAUUCAGGGAAAAAUCUACAUUCACUGUGCAUCAAAGAACUCACACUGGAGAGAAGCCCUAUAAAUGUUCAGAAUGUGGAAAAGCCUUUACCCAGAAAUCAAACCUUAUUGUACAUCAGAGGACCCACACAGGAAAGAAGGCCCAUGGAAGAGGCCAUACCCACAAUUCAAAACUUGCCGCACAAUAGGAAACAAAGCAAUAUUGUCUAAUAUACCCCAAAAGAAAGGUAUAUUAAUUUAAUGUUCUUAAAAGAAUGUUCUGACUUCUGUUAUAAACAUGGGGAUAAAGUCAGCCUUUCUUUUCAUCUGUUUUUACUCAAAUGCAACAGCUGAAAAAGAAACAAACGAAUGUAUCUGUAUCUGACAGUUUGGAGACCUCUGUAACCAGAGGGCUGCAAUUGCAGGAUAUUUGAAGGCUUCAGAAGUGAGGCAACAAAGCUAAGGACACUGCUGAGGGAGGUACAGAACCACAGAAAGCUGUGACAAUGGUAACAGUAGAUGGACAGGUAGAAGGUUUCCUAGACCAUGUGAGGACUGAGGAGAAACAGGCAGGGGCUUCAACAAGGAAUCACUUGGCCAAACCAUCUUUACAAAAAGUAAUCUGUACAGGUUGGAGGAACAGUUGGAGAUGGGGGAGGAGCUGGAGCGAGAAAAAUGACAUAGCUUCCCCUGAUGCCUGAUUUGGGGGAAGUAAACUGUGGAAGAACUAACAAAUAUAAGAAGGGAUGUCUCCUUUGUUAGAAAAGCUUAUCAGUCUUAUCAGUAGCAAGACCAGGAGCAACUCUUCUCAUUCAAAGACAAUUAUUUAAAAGUAAUCAAAAUCACAAAUGGGUUUUAAGUCAACAAUUUCACUUCUAGGAAUACAUAUACUCACAUGUGUACAAAAUCAUCAAUAUACAGUGGUAUUUUUGAUGUAUUUGUGAAAAGAAAAGAUUAGAAGCUGUCCAUAUGCCAUCACCUGGAUUUUACUUCCUGAAACUAAUAUAUCCAUACAACAAACUCCUCAAUAGACAAAAAAAUGAACAAAGAACAUAGUUAUCAUUUCUGUAGUGAUAUGGGAUAAUCAGUUAUUGGGUAGGAAAAGCAAGCUGCAGCACAAUGAGUCUAAUGUCUUACCAUUUGUAUAUAAAAAGGGUAAAAUGGCAA